This is a messenger RNA of Dioszegia hungarica, 1887 nucleotides long. RefSeq lists its product as uncharacterized. The transcript has 4 exons. Gene Ontology annotation, cellular component: membrane. Gene Ontology annotation, molecular function: magnesium ion transmembrane transporter activity. The record is from RefSeq and is a predicted model, not a curated record. Gene Ontology annotation, biological process: magnesium ion transport. The coding region runs from base 1 to 1887 and encodes 628 amino acids. Lineage: Eukaryota; Fungi; Basidiomycota; Tremellomycetes; Tremellales; Bulleribasidiaceae.
AUGGGCGGAAUCGGCGUGGUUUUGGCCAUCAUUGUCGGAUUGCUAUCAUCCUUUAUCCAGUCACUGGGCCUGACGAUCCAGCGCAAAUCCCACAUCCAGAAUGACGCCCUCCCCCUCGCCUCACAGCGCCGCCCGAUCCAGCGUCCACUCUGGCUAGUCGGCUUUGGGAUCUACAUUGUCACCAACAUCCUCGGAACGAUCUUCCAGCUCGACGCUCUCCCUAUCGUUAUUCUCGCACCCCUCGGAGCCGUCUCGCUCAUCUACAAUGCGCUCCUCGCGCGGCUUAUUCUUGGGGACCGCUUCGGCGCGCGCAUGGUGGGCGGGACGACGUUAGUGGCUGCGGGAGCGGUAUUGAUUGCUGUGUUUGGGGUCGUGGAGGAGGCGGAGCACUCGAUUGAGGAGCUGUUGAGGCUGUGGGGAAGGCCGGCUUUCCUGGCGUUCUUCUGGGUGGUCAUUGGGUUGACACUGAUUGUGCUGGGCGUGUCACAUGUCGUGUCCUUCUUCACAUAUCGAGCCCUUCGGUCUGUUCGCCUGCCCGUGGAGGAGGACGACCGGUCCCUCACCCCGCCCCCAUCUCUCCCUCCAUCCAACUACGCCAGUCCUCAUAACCCGACUGCGAUCCCCUUCCGGCCUACCAGCCGGAGAUGGUCCGCUCCUCUCUCAGACUCACGGCAGUCCGGCUUGCCCACACUCGCGUCCCUCGAGCUGCCUACCGAUCCAGCCUAUCCUCAGCCCGGCGCUCGUCCACCCAAGACCCACACUGUCCGCUUCGCCCCACUCCCCACAUCGGCACCCUUGGCCACCUAUGCGGACCCUACCCCAGCUCAGCAGAAGACGAUCAUGACUCUUGGUCUGUCCUUCGCGGCCGCGUCGGGCGUGCUAAGCGGCAUGUCGCUCGUCCUCGCCAAAGCGGCAGUAGAGCUGCUCAUCAUUACGCUGGAAUACUAUCGAACGGGGAAGGGCGCCAACCAGUUUCAGCACUUUCAGAGCUGGCUCCUCGUCGCUGGACUAUUGUCGGGCGGACUGGCGCAGCUGGUCUACCUGAACUAUAGUCUGACGUUUGCAAGUCCAGCUUUGAUCUGCCCCCUGGCCUUCUGCUUCUUCAACCUCUCGAGCAUCUUCGAUGGUCUGGUGUUCUACGACCAAUUCUCCCGGCUCAAGACCCACCAGAUUGUGCUCGUCUCCAUCGGCGUCGCCCUACUUCUGGUCGGUGUAUGGGUCGUCUCCUUUGUCGAACCCACUGGGCAAGGCGGGGUCGACAUCGGUACUUGGGUGGAAGGCGACGAUGAGGAUGCUCCCCUCCUCUCCAUAUCGCCCGGAUCUCGGCACACCGCAGCCUUAUCCCCGGCCCAUACCAUCGAGCCAACGUCGUACGCCGACAGCCCAGAACCGGAAAGCAGUCCCUCUCGACCCGAUAUGCAGCGACACCAUACAUUCCCCUCGCCAACUUCCCCGACUUCUCCCACGUCCCCAAGGCGCAAGCGGAUGCGGUACGGAACCCUCGUUCCCGAGCUGGCGCCGGUAGGAGCUCCUACGGGAUUCUCUAUCGGACUGGGCGCAUCAAGUCCAGGGUUCAUGCUUCGUCCCGGACCAGAGGGGCACGGACCGGGAGAAGGGCGGAUGAGGAGCAGGAGCGAAGGCGCGAGGGGGAUACAGGAGAUCAUGGCGGGUGGGCCAGUCGGAGAAAGGGGUCUUGGUAUAAGAGGGGCGGACGUAGGCUCCGGCGCAGAGGGGAGAUUGGCGGGCACUUCAGGUGCUGCGGGGGAGAGGGAUCUGAAUAAGUCGCUCGUCGAUCAGGGUCCGGAAGAAAGAGAGGGGAGGACAUGGUGGAGUAGGCUAUUCUCGCGGCCGGGAAAAAUCAGACUCGAUCCUGAUAACCCCACAUAA